AUGGAGGUGGUGGGGCGGGGGAAGGUUUUGGGUGGGGCCAGUCCUCUCGGUGCCCCUUCCCUUGGUGGGACGGGUACUAGAUUAAAGGCCUUAGGUGGGAGAGGGUCCAAGGCGCAGCUGGUGAAGGCAGGCAGCUGGGCAGCGGGAGCCUCUGGAGGCGGGGACAUCAGAGAUCCCAAACUGGAUUGGAUAGCGAGGGACCUGAGGCCAGGAGCUGCGGCGGCUGGUUGCCCGUUGCUAGGGCGGCACGCGCCUAGCAACAGAACCCCGCGAGUCCCCACCUGCGUUGUUACCGACCGCGGUGCAUUGUGGGAUGGACCGGCUUGUUCCGAGGUGGCUCGGGUGGGGCUGCGGGGGCGUCGGGAUCCGUGGAGCGGGUCGGCGGCGGCCAAAGGAGGCCGGGUAGGGGCCGAAGACGCCAUGAACGCUUCGGUGCUGAAGCGAACGCAGGACGCCCUGUGGGAAAUGGUCAAGGAGCCACCGCUGACAGAGAAGCUGCUCAGCCAGCCCCCGUUCCGCUACCUGCACGACAUCAUCCCGAAGGUAAUUAGAACGACUGGUUUCCUGAAGGGGCUCUACUCAGAUUCUGAGAUGAAAUCUGAUAAUGUUAAGGAGGUGGUGACACUCCAGGAUGUGGCUGUGGACUUCACCUGGGAGGAGUGGCGCCUCUUGUCGCCUCCCCAGAAGGAGCUGUACAAGGAGGUGAUGCUGGAGAAUGCCUGGAACCUGCUCUCUGUAGGGUAAUGAAACUUGUGGAAUCCUUUAAUUAUUUAAAUUCCUCAGCAGUAAUAGACCACUACCAGAAGCACUGCUGAGCUCCUCCUCAACAACAGAAGCUAUAGCAGAAGCCCCAAACAGAUAGGGUAGAAAGACUAAAGAUUUCUCUAUAUUCUGUGAACAAAAACAGUAGUUUCUGACCAGAUAAUGUCAACUAAGUCCUUUUUUCAUUAUGGGGAAUACAGAAUAAAACAAUAAAAUGCCUGAGGGUUCUCCAUUGCAUAAGGUACUAUGUAGUUGGGAGGAACAAGACUUCCCUAAGGAGGGUAGGAUCUCAAAAAAGGAAAUGAAAAAAUUGCCAAGCCUGGACACUAAAAUCUUUUAGGUGACCAAGGUGUGGCUCUUUUGAUUUUAAAAUUUUUAACUAGUGAUAACAAGGAGAGGCUAUGGGCACCUCACCUUGACAAUUCAAGCCCACCACCCCCCAAAAUAGUCUGGCUGACUGAAAACCCUAACACACUGCCUUCACUAUUUUCUAGCCAUGAGGCUGUUCAUUGCCUAGACCUGGUUAUUCUGGCUUGACUCCUUCAGCUCCUCCUGAUCCAGGCCAGGAUUUGACUCUUUAUAACCCAUCCAUCCCCCCAUGCUCCUCUCACCGCCUAGCCCACCUUUGGUACCAUCUCUCUACCCCUGCUUACUAUCUAAGCCUACCCAGUCUCUGCCUUCCCCUGCCCUCCCUUGCUCUUGCCUUGCCCUCCUUUGCUCUUGCUUUGCCCAGCUUUCCCCGCCUACUGCCCAAACCCACACUUUCCUACCCCUUUCUCAACUCCUCCCCUUACCUCACCCACCUCUCCUUCCCCUACUGGCUCAGUCCCUCUCCUUUCUUUUUCUCUUCCCUCCCCCUCCAUACUCUCUUUCUCCCCACCUUCUUUCCCCUGAUCAUGAUUAGCCCCACCCAACCUACCUAGUCUUCUCUACUGCCAGCCCCCAACUUAACCUCCCUUUAGGCUGCCUCCUUACCUCUCAGCCAGCCCCCUCCCCCCAAUUCAGCUCCAGCUCAAACAACAAACGGGAAUCCAGUAACCACAGGCAACUCCAAUCCAUUCCUUUUCCCUCUCAGGGAUGUUCCUACUUAAGAUAAACAACAAUGAUAAAAUCAUUUCCUUUAACAGCUCUAACACAUCUCAGGGACUAAUCAAGACUAAAAAAAGUCUCUGUGACCAGGACAUGUAACCCUAUGUUAGUUGUCAGCCCUGGGAAGACCCACAUCAGAGUGAAGGAAAAAAAAAGUCUGAUAGAUGGUUGGGGGAUUCCCAAUGAUGAAGGGCAGAGUUUGGAAAGUAGAGGCAGGCAGAAUCGUGAGAUCCUAACUCGGUAUCAUUGGAGGAAAGGGCCAAUACUGAGGCUUCAGAAGCUGGGAAGUGGAGCUUUUAGGUCUGGAAAGACCCACCUAGACGUCUGUCAUCUGGACCCUGGGAUGACUGUCAGCAGGACCCUGAGGAGUAGAGAUCACUCCACCUUUUGGAAACCAGCUCUUCAUAUGCAGAUCCCAGGUAAGUCUGGACCAGGAACCCAGAAGGCACCAGAUUUCUGCUGGCUCCCCUUUCCUUUGAGCCUUAUUCUCCCCUUCUUACCUCAUGGUGAGUAUUUUCUGUGGCAAUCAGGAACAUGGCUCUUUGAAUUAGUUACUAGUUAUCCACACUCACAUUCACAUCCCAAAUGUUACAGGGGACCAUCCCCAGUUUUACCAUUGAGUCACACUUUCCCUUCACCUAUCCCCUCUACCUUCUCAGGUGUCCUAUAUCUCUACUCCCAGCUCUUUAUUAGAGAUUUGGUUGUAAUGCCUUCAUUGACACCUAUGGAUUCCUUGUUUAUGAAAUGGUUAUGGCCAUGCCACAUUCUUUGGGUAUUCUGUAGAAAUAUCAGGGUUGGUAUUCAGAAGGUGGCAGCAAUCAUUUUAAUAAGACCCAGAGAAAAGUAGUAAAAACUGGAAAGGGAUAAAGAGGUGGAAGUGUGCUUCUUAGAUGGGAGAAUGUGAUAGUGAAGGAAUUCUGAAUAGAGAAGAAGAUGAGGAAGGGGCAAGCAGAGAGUAUCACUCACAGAACCAUGGACUAGAGUGGGAAUUAUUUGGAAGCCUAGAUCCCAAAGAGAUGAGAGGACUGGGGGCAGGAGUUUGGGUCUUUGGGUAAGUGUGACCUGCUCUUCUGAAUGGAGAGAAGAGAGUAGGCAAAUAUAAAAGUCCUUUGAAUCUUUGUGGUUAGCCAAGGGUCUCAAUUAACAUGGGAGCAUGGUGACAGAAUUGUUUCAUAAUGAUUUAUUGAUAGAAGAGAAAAAAGGGAAGGAGAGAUGGGGAAGGGAACAAAA
This is a messenger RNA of Monodelphis domestica (gray short-tailed opossum), 3081 nucleotides long. RefSeq lists its product as uncharacterized. NCBI's taxonomy places the organism in Eukaryota, Metazoa, Chordata, Mammalia, Didelphimorphia, Didelphidae. Gene Ontology annotation, cellular component: ciliary basal body; intraciliary transport particle B; axoneme. Gene Ontology annotation, biological process: cilium assembly; intraciliary transport; regulation of DNA-templated transcription. Gene Ontology annotation, molecular function: microtubule binding. The record is from RefSeq and is a predicted model, not a curated record.